This is a messenger RNA of Eimeria maxima, 641 nucleotides long. RefSeq lists its product as hypothetical. The record is from RefSeq and is a predicted model, not a curated record. The transcript is spliced from 4 exons. Lineage: Eukaryota; Apicomplexa; Conoidasida; Eucoccidiorida; Eimeriidae. The annotation marks the transcript as partial.
GGACGCAGCCUGAGCCAGAGCAGCCCGCUCCGGUAACAGAGACUCCAGUUACAGAACAAGAAGGUUCUACUGGGGAGCAAGGUGAAGAGGAGGCAGCUGACAAGGAAGGCACAGCAGAGGGAAGUGCUACGACGCAGCCUGAGCCGGAGCAGCCCGCUCCGAUAACAGAGACUCCAGUUACAGAACAAGGUUCUACUGAGGAGGAACUUCAAAAGGGGGUCGGUAGUGAAGAUGAGGAGGGAUACUCCACUCCUCCAACCAUUGUGGAAGAUCAAGGCGCACGUACCCCCCCAUAUCAGAAGUACUAUGAUCCGGAUUCUGAUGAUUCCCAAUGGAAAUCUCAACUCGACUAUCAUGGCAAAUGCCAAGAUAAGCAAAUUGCAGCAAAGAUGAACUUAGCUGGAAAUGUCGCGAAUGUGCAUAGAGGCACGACGAAAUGGGUACUCUCCCCUCAUUCUACGUUAAGCGGGCCAAUAAGCUACUGCAAAGUUUGUCUCCCUGAGGUUGAAACUGAAUGCUUGCUUAAAGCACUAAUUGUCAACUAUGCACCAGCAAAUGCUUCAACGCAGGAGAGAAGCGUCCUUACAGACAUCAAGUGGAAGACGCUGUGCUGGUAUCUGAGCUGCACUCAGGUUCUUUGA